CACGCCGACUAUCGUGAGCCAUGUCGGUCACGGCACCAUCUGACUCUUGGGGCAGCCCGUCUACAGGGUUUCCAGCUGUCGUUCCGCAGCCGCACAGGCCGCCAGAGUCUGUGAAAGACGACUGGGACGACGAUGACGAAUCCGACGGUGAUGAAGACCCGCAGAAGGUCUGGGAGGAUGCAAACAAGAAGGCUCCUAUGCCCGAGCUCGUUAUCUCGUCGACGUCCGCGACGUCCGCGCCAGCGACGGCGGUGCCCGCGCAGGCGUUGCAGCCGUCGCUGCGCAUCCUGAAGCGGCCCUCCGCGCCCGCGAGCCCGGCGCUCGCGACGGCGUCCUCUGCCGAGGCGCAGCAGAAGUCGCUCGCAGAACGCGAGGCAGAGUACCGCGCGGCGCGAGAGAGGAUCUUUGGCAGCUCGUCGAACCCGUCCAGCCCCCCGGCGGAGACCCGCGAGCCUUCGUCUCCGCCUCUCGGCUCAGCAGCCAAUCCCCCGCCCGAGCUCGCCGUGAAGCCUAUCCGCAACCCGCGUGGACCAGACUCUGGUGGUAAUAGCUCCUCGGCUAGAGGUGCUGGAGCUUCGAGGGGGUUCCGGGGAUCUAAUCUUAGGAAUACUUCCACAAGAGGACGACCGACCUAGUUUCCGGAUCUCAUUUUACCUGUAUGGAACGUCUUACUACUCCCGCUCCGUAAAGCUUUGCAUUUUC
This is a messenger RNA of Phanerochaete carnosa HHB-10118-sp, 702 nucleotides long. RefSeq lists its product as uncharacterized. The coding region runs from base 21 to 635 and encodes 204 amino acids. Lineage: Eukaryota; Fungi; Basidiomycota; Agaricomycetes; Polyporales; Phanerochaetaceae. The record is from RefSeq and is a predicted model, not a curated record. The transcript has 3 exons.